AUGAAGAGAAAAGAUGGUAAUAAUAGUAACAGAAGCCUGGAAACCUUGCUAGAUUUGGACAAAUCUGAUCAGCUGAGCAAAAACAAUGUGGCUAAUAAGCAGCAGCCAUCGCCCCGGAAGCUGAUUCCAGGCAAAGGACUAGAGUACGAAAGCCUGUCUUAUAGCGUCACGAAGAUGCAGAAGAAAGACGGGGUGAAAAUCAACAAAGAAGUUUACCUUCUCAACGAUAUCUCGGGGCAGGCCAUCCGAGGUGAAGUUUUGGCCAUCCUCGGGCCUAGUGGCGCGGGGAAGUCCACUUUUCUUGAUGCUUUGGCUGGCCGGAUUGCUCGUGGAAGCCUCGAAGGAUCUGUUAGGAUUGAUGGAAAACCAGUUACAACGAGCUAUAUGAAGAUGAUUUCUUCAUACGUGAUGCAAGAAGACCAGCUAUUCCCCAUGUUAACCGUCUUCGAGACCCUCUUGUUCGCAGCAGAACUUAGGCUUCCACCCUCGGUUUCUAGACCCGAGAAGAAGAAAAGAGUCGACGAGCUCCUUGAUCAACUAGCCUUGACGAGUGCUGCACAUACUUACAUUGGAAACGAAGGGAAGAGAGGAGUAUCAGGCGGAGAGCGACGAAGGGUGUCUAUUGGCAUUGACAUUAUCCAUAAACCAUCCGUCUUGUUCCUCGACGAACCUACCUCAGGUCUUGAUUCCACAAGUGCUUAUAGCGUCGCAGAAAAGGUUAAAGACAUAGCGAAAAGUGGCAGCAUAGUAGUCAUGACAAUUCACCAGCCUUCCUUCAGGAUCCAAAUGCUCCUCGAUCGCAUCAUAGUUCUCGCUAGGGGAAGACUUGUAUAUUCAGGAACUCCAACUGAUCUAGCCAGUUACCUCUCUGUAUUUGGAAGGCCAGUUCCAGAUGGGGAAAACAGCUUAGAAUACCUCCUGGAUGUGAUCAAAGAGUACGACGAAUCAACGGUGGGGCUUGAUCCUCUUGUCUUGUAUCAACGCGAUGGCACCAAACCUGAUCAGGUAGCCAUGACCCCAAUUCCAAAAACACCAAAAGCUGCACAUACUCCUCCAGUAAAAUCAUCACCUUGGGCCAAGCCUUUAGGCCUUAUUAGCAAUCAGUUUUCGGGUUCAAAUUCAACAGAUUCUAAGCAAUUGUCAUACAAUGAUGAGGAUGAGGAUGAAUUCGAUAAUUCCUUGGAGAGGAGGACUGCUCAUAUGCCAAACAGCAUACACGGGGGAGUUUACAAUCCACGCCUAGCUUCUGAUUUCUACAAAGACUUCUCACUUUGGCUCUAUAAUGGUGUCAAGGGGACGCCUCAUCGUCCACCAACAUGGACCCCAGCGCGAACUCCUGGAAUGGCUUCUGGUAAAACAUCCACUUCUGGUGCUAGGAGUAGUUUGAAUUCGAGUGAAAAUAUGGCGUCUCAACCGACCACUGCUCUUCCAAUAACUCCUCUAGUUUUUAGCUCUGAACCACAAUCCUAUGCUCCUUCUUCUUAUGAAGAAUUCGAGACUGAAGAAGUGCUCGAUGAGCCAGAAAACCGGCCCAAGUUUGCAAACAAGUGGCUCCGGGAGGUUGCAGUUCUCUGUUGGCGAACAGGACUAAAUGUUAUCCGAACUCCCGAGCUCUUCCUGUCCCGACAGAUAGUCUUGACAGUGAUGGCUCUGGUGCUAUCUUCACUCUUCAAGAAGCUAGAAGAUUACGACUUGAAAACAGUUAACCGCCUUCUCAACUUCUACAUCUUUGCCAUCUGCUUAGCCUUCUUCUCUUCCAACGAUGCAGUCCCGACUUUCAUCCAAGAACGAUUCAUCUUCAUCCGGGAGACUUCACACAACGCUUAUCGAGCUUCUUCCUAUGUCAUUUCUUCCCUCGUCGUAUACCUCCCUUUCUUCGCCAUCCAGGGACUAACAUUCUCUGCCAUCACAACAAUCUUUCUCAAACUGCACUGCAGCCUCACAAACUUCUGCCUCAUUAUUUUUUCCUCACUCAUCACUACAAAUGCUUAUGUGAUGCUAAUCAGUGCCUUGGUUCCCAGUAACAUCACAGGCUAUGCUGUUGUGAUUGCCACAACAGCUCUUUUCUUCCUAACCUGUGGCUUCUUCUUGAAGAGCUCUCAGAUUCCCAUUAUCUGGAGAUGGCUGCAUUACAUCUCAGCCAUCAAAUACCCGUUCGAGGCCUUGCUGAUAAACGAAUUCGAAGAUGCUAAGCAUUGCUAUACUGGGAAUGUUUCGGAUUUAUCACCUGGCCCCCUGGGAGAAGUGAAGCAUAGUUCUGAUCAGCCAAUUUGUGGAUUGGCUGGUUUGGCUGGUGAUGAUGUUCUGGUGUCCAUGAAUAUUAAGGGCGGUAUCUGGGGAGAUAUCGCGAUCCUGCUGGCUUGGGGAGUUCUUUAUCGUCUCCUUUUCUAUGUGGUUCUCAGAUUCUACUGCAAGAAUGAAAGGAAGUGA
This is a messenger RNA of Ipomoea triloba (trilobed morning glory), 2430 nucleotides long. Its product is annotated as ABC transporter G family member 17-like. The record is from RefSeq and is a predicted model, not a curated record. Gene Ontology annotation, molecular function: ATP binding; ATP hydrolysis activity; ABC-type transporter activity. The coding region runs from base 1 to 2430 and encodes 809 amino acids. Gene Ontology annotation, cellular component: membrane. Lineage: Eukaryota; Viridiplantae; Streptophyta; Magnoliopsida; Solanales; Convolvulaceae. The transcript is spliced from 4 exons.